UGAAUUAUCCUUAAAAAUAAUCAUUUUCUGUAAGUGGGAUCUCCUUCUUUUCCUCCAAUUCCCACCCAAAAAGGUGGUUGUCAUUCUGAAGAAGAAAAACCAAUAGGUUGGAGUUUGAGCUUUCAACUAUGGCUUCUGCUCUGAGUAAUUAUUCAUGCCUUGUGAUGCAUCGUUCCACUGAGUUUUCCUCCUCCCGUUUUCUUCCUUCUUCAGCUACUCCACUAGUGGGCUGUAAGCCAAAAGGGUCUUCAGUAAGGUGCCAGUCAUCCACGAGUACUGAUGAAAACAAAACAACCAAAAGCAUGAACUUAUUAGACAAUGCAAGCAACCUCCUUACAAACUUCUUAAGUGGAGGAAAGAUUGGAUCUAUGCCUACAGCUGAAGGUGCAGUUUCGGAUCUUUUUGGCAAACCACUUUUCUUCUCCCUGUAUGACUGGUUUAUAGAGCAUGGCUCAGUUUAUAAACUUGCUUUUGGGCCGAAAGCAUUUGUAGUCGUUUCAGAUCCCAUCGUUGCAAGACAUAUUCUCCGCGAAAAUGCAUUUGCAUAUGAUAAGGGUGUCCUUGCUGAUAUAUUGGAACCAAUAAUGGGGAAAGGACUUAUACCUGCUGACCUUGACACUUGGAAGCAGAGGAGAAGAGUUAUAGCUCCUGGAUUCCAUUCACUUUACUUGGAAGCAAUGGCUAAAGUAUUCACGGAUUGCUCAGUGAGAAUGAUAGCGAAAUUUGAAAAGCUUUUAGAAGUAGAGGCUUCAAGAGGAGAGAAAAAGAUAGACUUGGACCUUGAAGCCGAAUUUUCUAGUUUGGCGCUAGAUAUCAUUGGACUUGGUGUGUUUAAUUAUGACUUUGGUUCUGUUACCAAAGAGUCCCCGGUGAUUAAGGCUGUAUAUGGUACUCUUUUUGAAGCUGAGCAUCGUUCAACAUUUUACCUUCCUUACUGGAAAAUCCCAUUGGCAAAAUGGCUUGUUCCUCGGCAGCGGAAGUUCCAGAAUGACCUUAAAGUCAUAAAUGAUUGUCUAGAUGCUCUGAUAAAAAAUGCAAAAGAGACCAGAGAGGAAGCUGAUGUUGAAAAACUGCAACAAAGGGACUAUUUGAACAUCAAGGACGCUAGUCUCUUGCGUUUUUUGGUCGACAUGAGAGGCGUAGAUGCUGAUGAUCGUCAGCUAAGAGAUGACCUAAUGACGAUGCUUAUAGCUGGACAUGAAACAACCGCGGCUGUCCUCACGUGGGCUAUUUUCCUUCUUGCACAACACCCAGCCAAAAUGAAGAAAGCACAAGCCGAGAUUGACCUGGUGCUUGGAAAGGAGAGAACAACAUUCGAAGCAAUUAAAAAGUUAGAGUACUUGCGACUUAUUGUUGUGGAAGCUCUACGUUUGUACCCACAGCCUCCGUUGCUUAUUAGACGGUCUCUCAUGUCAGACACAUUACCAGGUGGUUAUAAUGGCAACAAAGAUGGAUAUGCAAUCCCACCUGGCACUGAUCUAUUUGUUUCCGUAUAUAAUCUCCAUAGAUCUCCCCAUUUUUGGGAUAAUCCCAACGACUUUGAGCCGGAGAGGUUUCUCAUGCAGAAGCUGAGCCAACUUGAAGGAUGGGCUGGUUUUGAUCCAUCUCGUAGCCCAGGAGCAUUAUACCCAAACGAGAUUAUAUCAGAUUUCGCCUUUUUGCCUUUUGGAGGAGGGCCAAGAAAGUGCGUUGGUGACCAAUUUGCCCUCAUGGAGUCAACCAUAGCACUGGCAAUGUUAUUACAGAAGUUUGACGUCAGCCUGAAAGGAUCCCCGGAAUCCGUAGAACUCGUUACAGGAGCUACCAUCCACACCAAGAAUGGACUGUGGUGUCAACUAAAGAAGAGGUCGUCUCUUAAUUGAACAUCAGGGAUGCAACAGCAUGAGUAUAUCAAACUAGUUGACUCAACUAUGUGAAAUCCUGUAGAAGGAAGCAGUUCUCUUCAUUUUUAGUGUUCAUUUAACAUCGGCUCCUAGAUUUUGCUAGGCCAAUCCAGCCAUCGGCACCAAAGACACGGUUCUGUUUUUAAUAUGAAACAGGUUGCUCGUGCUAAAAUAUGAAGUUUGACAAGUAUUACUACCUAUUUAUCCUUUUUAGAAA
Messenger RNA from Sesamum indicum (sesame), 2100 nucleotides. RefSeq names its product cytochrome P450, family 97, subfamily B, polypeptide 3 (gene CYP97B3). Lineage: Eukaryota; Viridiplantae; Streptophyta; Magnoliopsida; Lamiales; Pedaliaceae. Gene Ontology annotation, cellular component: chloroplast. The record is from RefSeq and is a predicted model, not a curated record. Gene Ontology annotation, molecular function: oxidoreductase activity, acting on paired donors, with incorporation or reduction of molecular oxygen; iron ion binding; heme binding.